GUUACAGGGGUUCUAUCAGAGAAGAGAAAGGGGGUAAGAGAGAUAGAGCGCCGCCAAAAUGCAGAUCUUCGUGAAAACUCUUACGGGGAAGACGAUCACGCUCGAGGUUGAAUCGAGCGACACUAUUGACAAUGUCAAAGCUAAGAUUCAAGACAAGGAAGGUAUUCCACCGGACCAGCAGCGAUUGAUCUUCGCCGGAAAGCAGCUCGAAGAUGGACGUACUCUAGCUGAUUAUAACAUUCAGAAAGAAUCAACUUUGCAUUUGGUUUUGAGGCUUCGUGGAGGGAUUAUUGAGCCUUCUCUGAUGGCUUUAGCAAGGAAAUACAACCAGGAGAAGAUGAUUUGCCGCAAGUGUUAUGCUCGCCUACAUCCUCGUGCUGUUAACUGCAGGAAGAAAAAAUGUGGGCACAGCAACCAGCUGAGGCCAAAGAAGAAGAUCAAGUAGGCGUGAUAUCGUGUUUAGCUAGAUCAGUCUGUAAUAGAUGGACUAUCAUUUUUCUCGUUACUUCUAAUUUUAUUGUUAAAGAGAUCCCUGUGCACUCUAUCUAUUACUGUUUAGAUGAAGUUCUGUAUUUGUUUCCUGAUAAGCACAAGCCUACACUAGCGUGUUUUAUUCUAA
Messenger RNA from Solanum dulcamara, 619 nucleotides. RefSeq names its product ubiquitin-60S ribosomal protein L40. NCBI's taxonomy places the organism in Eukaryota, Viridiplantae, Streptophyta, Magnoliopsida, Solanales, Solanaceae. The record is from RefSeq and is a predicted model, not a curated record. The coding region runs from base 59 to 445 and encodes 128 amino acids. Gene Ontology annotation, cellular component: nucleus; ribosome; cytoplasm. The transcript is spliced from 4 exons. Gene Ontology annotation, molecular function: structural constituent of ribosome; ubiquitin protein ligase binding; protein tag activity. Gene Ontology annotation, biological process: modification-dependent protein catabolic process; protein ubiquitination; translation.